Messenger RNA from Fusarium graminearum PH-1, 3645 nucleotides. RefSeq lists its product as uncharacterized. Bases 1 to 3645 code for a protein of 1214 amino acids. NCBI's taxonomy places the organism in Eukaryota, Fungi, Ascomycota, Sordariomycetes, Hypocreales, Nectriaceae. Gene Ontology annotation, molecular function: small GTPase binding; RNA binding; nuclear export signal receptor activity. Gene Ontology annotation, biological process: RNA export from nucleus; protein export from nucleus. Gene Ontology annotation, cellular component: cytoplasm; RNA nuclear export complex; nucleus. The record is from RefSeq and is a predicted model, not a curated record. The transcript is spliced from 3 exons.
AUGGAAACCAACGGCACGUCGGGCGUCGUUGCCAAGAUGCAGCAGGCGCUCGAGAUCGUCCAUAACCCAUACGCGACCAGCGGUGAUCGUAGGACAGCUCAAGAUUAUCUAGAGGAGGUCAAGGAUCACGAUGAAGCGCCGCUGCAAGGCUUUAACCUCGCCUCCGACAAGUCGCAGUCCCCUGUCGUCCGACACUACGCUCUCUCCUUACUCGAACAUGCGAUCCGAUACCGUUGGUCCACCUACACCACAGAACAGACACAAGCUGUGCGGCAAUGGGUCUUGAAUCUCGGCCAGGCCAUCGCGAAAGAAGACCCAGCCUAUAUACGGAACAAGACAGCCCAACUAUGGGUUGAGGUUGCCAAGAGAUGCUGGGGAGCAGAAUGGAUGGAUAUGGACUCUAUGCUGUACCAACUCUGGGAGGUUCCCGACUCAGCUGUCCACAAGGAGCUUGUCAUGUUUAUCCUCGAGAACCUCUCCGACGAGGUCUUUACUGGAGACGACUCAGUGGUGGCCAUGCGGGAAGGCGUUCUCAGCAAGGCGUGCGUCGAGAUUUUCACUCCUACCUCGGUGCUGGUCGAGGCCUUUCCCAAUCGACAGCCCGGUCCACCUGUACGAUAUGGUGACGAUGGUUGGCUGAGCCGGCUAUCCCAAUUCCUGGGUUAUUGUCUGAACUCGGCGCACAGCGAUAACGACGAAGUCAAGCUAUGCAUACACAAGGGUUUAUCUUCCCUCCUCUCACUAAUGCCCUGGGCAAUCCCUAAGGCAAUCUCUUCUGCACGUUGUGUUGAAGUUCUGUGCGUUGGUCUUGCCUCGUCACAUGCCUCCAUUCAAAAGGCUGCGCUCGAAGCUCUCCAUGCCCUUUACUGCAGAACCAACUUCAACGACGAGGAAUUCCGAGAGCUGGUAGCUCCAAUGUACAAUCGCGAGUCAAUUGACUUGUGCAGGCGACUCUUCGAAUGGUCUGCUGUGGAUCCCGAGGAUGUUGACGAGGACAAGUACCAGACACUCAAGAAGUUGUCAGAGAUGCUCUCAUGCCUGGGCGAUUAUUUUGAUAGGAAGUUCGCCAAGCUACCCGCUGAAGCCGCCAAAGACGAGUUCCUGGGACUUUUGGUCCAAAUUGUGCAACAUCAGAGCUUGAUGGUAUCGAUCCCGGUCCUCGUCACCUGGACACGACUUCUCAGUAACCGUCUCAUCGGCCCCGGCGAACAUGUUUCUCCUCUCAUCCCGCCCCUUCUAGAGACAUGUAGUUCAAGAUUGGUCCGUUACGAGAACCUGCCGGAGGAUACUCAGGAUCCCACUUUCCUCUAUCUGAUGGAGGAUACAGAUACAAUUCCCGAGCGCCACGCUUUCUUAGGCAAUUACCGCCGGUAUAGCUCCCAAAUCAUCGAAGCCGUUGUCCAGCUAAAGCUGGUAGACGCAAUCCCGCACAUUCUUAACCGUACCGAAGAACUAUUACAGCACCUCUACGAUGGUCAGCCUCCUCUGGACAAGCAGAACUAUUUCAAGCAUUCCAUGCCAGUCCUACGUGUCGAUGCGCAAUUCACUGUUAUCGAAGCUACGCUCAAGGGGUACACUAAGUGGCGUAAACACCGCCCCCAGGAUCAUCAACAACGUGGUCCAGAGAUGGAAGCGAAUUUGGAAACGUGGUGUAACAAGAUACUUGAAAUGACAUUCGAAGACCCAAUGAUCAGGAAGCGAACUUUACAGCUCCUCGUCUACUUCUCCACGACAGCUCUCAACAAGAACGCUACCUUCAUGCUCAAGGUUUUGGAGCACAUUUUGCUGACAUGGCCGGCCCUUGAGCCAGAGUAUCGCGCUUUCAAUGAUUCCAUCAAGGACCUGCAGGGCGAAAGCAUGGUUGAGUUACAGCGACUGGCUUCAGAGAUGCCAGAUCAUCUUUUGGGCGUAUACGACCAAAUCGAAAACAAGGUGAAUGAAAUGAUGUCAUCCGGUUCACUCGAUGAGAAACGCUCUAUUGCUUAUCGUAGUUUUCUGUUCAUCAUCAUACACCGAGCAACCGGCGUUAGUGCCGACGCCAAGAUUCAAAAGCUUCGUGAAUUCAUUGAUCCUGUGAAGGCGCAAUGGCAGGACGAGAACGUUCGGAACUCUUUAAAGUCAUACGGUAGCUUUUGCGAGCUGCUGGGCCUCGACAAGGCCCAGGCCUACAUGGCCAACCACCGAGCACAUGAGAUCCAUGACUGGGGCACUCGUGAGCUUGAUGCUGAAGGACUCACUCUUCAAAGCGAGCUCGAAGAACGUCUCAAGCUUCUCCCACUUCGAUCAACCAAGAGUUUCUUGGCAUUCUCGGUCGAGAGGCUCGACAAGAACUCAGAUGCUUUCAAGGCUUCGUAUGCGCUCUGGGAAGAUGGCUUUUCCAAUAUCCUAGCUGAUCUGCUCGAGUUCCUGAGCUUUGCACACGCAUGCCACAACCCCGACAACUGGGCUGGCUUGCCCAGUGAGAUGCGAUCAACAGUCAAUCGAAUCCUUAGCGAUCGAUUCUGGCAAGCUGGAAUUUCUGAGGGUAGCAAGGACGACUUUUACGCGCGUGUGAUGGACAAGAAAAACACGAUGGAGGGUCUCGCCUCAACUAUUCGCGGAUCUGUGCGUUUUGUUAGAGAAACUGCCUAUGCCAUUAUAUACUGUAUGAGCCGCCUGGAACGACAGUUUUAUGGGUUCCAAGGGCUCUCUGCACCCCUCUCCAAAGCCCUCUUCGCGGAUUCAGUCUGGUUGUCCACACACCAGCAAAGCAACUUGCUGAAUUUGGUUCGGUACUUGGUUGACGACUGCCCCGUUGACUGCCGAGAGCAUUUUCUCCCACAAGUACUGGCCGCGUGCUUCCAGCAGAUGGAUGCCAAAAUCAACGGUGAAUGGGACAAGAUGGAGCGUCAACAGCAAGUGGCUGCAGAUGGUGAGGCGGGUCUGAAGGAGGAGAUGAAGGCCGAGAGUAUCCUGCGACAAGUCACUUACACCGCAGUGUUAAUGGUGGCUGACUUUCUUGACCCAACAAAACUCAAUGGACCGAUUGAGGAUGGAGAGGGUACUUCAGACUCGGAUCAAGCAAAGAACUAUCCAACCCUUCGCAGAUUCUGUCUCACCCACCAUGAGAUUGUGGAGCCACUGCUUGUUUUUUGCGCCCAUGGAAUUCGAAUGCGGGAUACUCGGUGUUGUAGCAUGAUCCUACGCUUGUUCGUGUCGUUGGUUCCCGAGUUUCAUCUCGUGGAUGGCCAAUUGCCCAAGUCAGUGGUCCAAAGCCCGAUGGAAGCACAUCUUGCGUCAGACAAGUUCCCCAUCCCCUCUUCAAUCUCGUCGGCUAUCCGAGAAUACAUCUCGCUUCAUGUGCUGAAGGCUUGUAUUACGUCGUUUCAUGAGCCUUACUUUGUGGAACUCCAAAAGGACCUGGCUGCAUUGAUUGCCGCUAUUAUUGUCUACUACAGCCCUAUCACGUCGACUCCCAGCGAUGUGCUGCUCUCGUUGCCCAACGUGAGCGAGUCAAGUCUUGAACGGCUAUCGACGUAUAUGGCCAAGCCCGGCGCUCAUACUCGCCAGCAGCGAGCCCUUGUAUUGGAUCUUCUGAAAGAUCUAAAGGGCGUCAGUGUAUCCGAGAUGGGCAAGCUCCCGAAGAGCAAUGGCCUAAGGGCCUAA